Messenger RNA from Solanum tuberosum (potato), 2494 nucleotides. RefSeq names its product disease resistance protein RPH8A-like. The transcript is spliced from 2 exons. Gene Ontology annotation, biological process: defense response to other organism. The record is from RefSeq and is a predicted model, not a curated record. Lineage: Eukaryota; Viridiplantae; Streptophyta; Magnoliopsida; Solanales; Solanaceae. Bases 793 to 2295 code for a protein of 500 amino acids. Gene Ontology annotation, molecular function: ADP binding.
AACGGUAAUGAUGAUGGAUUUUCUAGUCGUCUCAAGGCUUGCGCUUGCAUCUGUAGGAAGGAGACCAAACUCUACAAAGUUGCCAAGGAGAUUGAAUCACUCAAGCAACGAAUCAUGGAUAUCUCUCGCAAACGAGAUACUUAUGGUAUUAGAGAUAUCAAUAAUGCAGGAGAAGGUUCAAGUAAUCAGUCUGCCAUGGUUAGAUCAUUGAGGAGAACUACCUCCUAUGUGGAUGAUCAGGAUCACAUUUUUGUUGGAUUUCAGGAUGUUGUAGAAUCAUUGUUAGCUGAACUUCUCAAAGCAGAGCCUCGUCGAAAUGUCAUCUCCAUUUACGGUAUGGGCGGUUUAGGCAAGACCAUACUUGCGAGAAACCUCUACACAAAUCCUAUCAUAGUCUCUAGCUUCCCAACAUGCGCUUGGAUAUGUGUUUCUCAAGAGUAUAACACCAUGGAUCUCCUUAGGAAUAUCAUAAAAUCUAUCAAAGGUUGCACCAAGGAAACUCUAGAUUUGUUGGAGAGGAUGACAGAAAGAGAUCUAGAAAUUUACCUUCGUGAUUUAUGAAAAGAACGCAAAUACCUUGUUGUCGUUGAUGAUGUAUGGCAGAGAGAAGCAUGGGAAAGUUUGAAAAGAGCAUUCCUGGAUAGCAAGAAUGGAAGCAGAGUGAUUAUUACCACUCGCAAAGAGGAUAUUGCUGAAAGAGCAGACAACAGAGGUUUUGUCCAUAGACUUCGUUUCCUGAGCCAAGAAGAAAGUUGGGACCUCUUUUGUAGGAAACUAGUUGAUGUUCGGGCAAUGGUUCCAGUGAUGGAAAGGUUAGCUAGAGAUAUGGUGGACAAGUGUGGAGGCUUACCUCUUGCAAUUGUUGUAUUGAGUGGACUACUUUUGCACAAAAGGGGUCUAGAUGAAUGGCAAAAGGUGAAAGACCACCUUUGGAAGAACAUUAAAGAUGACUCUAUUGAAAUCUCCUACAUACUAUCAUUAAGCUACAACGAUUUGUCAACUGCACUAAAGCAGUGUUUUCUGUACUUUGGUAUUUUUCCAGAAGAUCAAGAGCUCGAGGCUGAAAACAUAAUACGGUUGUGGAUGGCCGAGGGUUUCAUACCAAGAGGAGAAGAAAGAAUGGAGGAUGUCGCUGAAGACUUCUUAAAUGAGCUGAUAAGACGAAGCUUGGUUCAAGUGGCUGGAACAUUUUGGGAAAAAGUUAUUCUAUGUAGGGUUCACGAUGUAGUUCGUGAUCUUUCCAUACAAAAGGCAUCGGAGGUAAACUUCUUUGAUAUUUAUGAUCCAAGAAACCACUCCAUAUCCUUCUUAUGUAUCAGACAUGCCAUUCAUGAUCAGGGAGAAAAGUACCUCUCACUUGAUCUUUCUAACUUAAAGUUGAGGUCAGUUAUGUUCUUCGAUCCAGAUUUUCUUAACAUGAGUCUUAUAAACUUCAGUAGUGUGUUCCAACAUAUGUAUGUGUUAUACUUGGAUACUUUUGGUGGAACUAUACCUGAUGCCAUAGGAAGUUUAUACCACCUCAAGUACUUAAGAUUGACAGGUAUCCAUUGUCUUCCCUCCUCCAUUUGCAACCUCAAGAAUUUACAGACACUUCGUGUCGUAAACGAAAACGGGCGCUUAUGCCAACUACCCAGAGAGACAGCUGACCUGAUAGAUCUAAGAUAUUUAGAUGCUCCUUAUUCAAAACCUCUGAAAUGUAUAAACAAACUCAGUAGUCUUCAAGUUCUUAAAGGCCUUGCUUGUGAUCAGUGGAAAAAUGUUGACCCUGUUGAUUUAGUUAAUCUUCGAGAAUUAAGCAUGCAUGAUAUUACCAAAUCCUACUCCCUAAACAACAUUAGCAGCUUGAAUAACCUUAGCACUGUCACAUUGUGUUGUGAAGAUGAUGAAUCAUUCCCAGCCCUUGAAUUUCUUACUUCUUGUCAAAAGCUCCAGAAAUUGUGGUUAGAAGGGGAAAUAGAGAAACUGCCUCUAUCAGACGCAUUUCCAAAUUCCAUCACAAUGAUGGUUCUUGUGAAAUCAAAACUCAUGAAAGAUCCGAUGCCUAUUUUGGGGAUGUUGCCAAACCUCAGGAAUCUCGAUUUAUUAAAAGCUUAUGAAGGAAAUGAAUUAACUUGCAGUGAUAACAGUUUCAGUCAACUAGAGUUCCUUCGUCUUGAUGAUCUUGAGAAGCUAGAAAGAUGGCAUUUAGGCACAAGUGCCAUGCCUCUCAUUAAAGGUCUUGCUAUCUAUCAUUGUCCAAAGCUAAAGGAGAUUCCCGAGAGAAUGAAAGACGUGGAGAGAACUCCUUAUCGAUGAAGCUUUUCAAGCAUAUAUUAUGUCCUAUUCCAUAAUCGAAGAGGGGAAGAAAGAAGCAGUUGAAGGGAUUGGUAUGGCUAAAGUUGGAUUGUUGAUUGGAGCAUUAAUCAGGUUUCAGGAGUGUGUUUUUAGUGUUUAAAUUGUAUUUGUUUGGAGCUUUUUGAGUGUGUGGAAUUGGUUUGAAGAGAAUUGUUUUUGG